Messenger RNA from Condylura cristata (star-nosed mole), 1389 nucleotides. Its product is annotated as ubiquitin carboxyl-terminal hydrolase 17-like protein 6. The transcript has a single exon. Gene Ontology annotation, molecular function: cysteine-type endopeptidase activity; cysteine-type deubiquitinase activity. Gene Ontology annotation, cellular component: cytosol; nucleus. Lineage: Eukaryota; Metazoa; Chordata; Mammalia; Eulipotyphla; Talpidae. The record is from RefSeq and is a predicted model, not a curated record. Bases 1 to 1389 code for a protein of 462 amino acids. Gene Ontology annotation, biological process: protein deubiquitination; regulation of apoptotic process.
AUGGCUCCCUGCUCUGCAGGGGGGGCGGGCUGCCCGGGGCGCCCCAGGAGCUGGGUGGGGCCCAGCCGAGUGGGCGCCGGGCUGCGCAACCUUGGGAACAGCUGCUACGCCAACGCGGCCCUGCAGUGCCUGACCUACACGCCCCUGCUGGCCGGCUACCUGCUGUCCCGGCCCCGCAGAGCGGCCUGCCCCCGGCGGCCGCCCUGUGCGCUGUGCGCCCUGCAGGCGCACGUCUCCCGCGCCCUCCUGCACCCCGGGGAGGUGGUGUCGCCCGAGAAGGAGCUGCUGGCCGGCUUCCACGCCCGCCGGCAGGAAGACGCCCACGAGUUCCUGAUGUUCACGGUGGACGCCAUGCGGCAGGGCUGCGCGCUCUGGCCGGCGCACCCGCAGCCCGGGGGCAGCACCCUGGUGCGGGACCUCUUCGGCGGCUGCUGGAGGUCCCAGGUCCGGUGUGAGCGCUGCCGCGGCGUCUCCACCACGCUGGAGCCCUGCCUGGACAUCGCCCUGGACAUCCAGGCCGCCGACAGCGUGGAGCGGGCGCUGGAGGAGCUGGUGAAGCCGGAGAGGCUGGCGGGGGCCGACGCGUAUCACUGCGCCGUCUGUGGGGACAGGGGCCCCGCGGCCAAGACGCUGGCCCUGCACGCGCCCCCCCGGGUCCUGGUCCUGGUGCUGAAGCGCUUCUGCGGCCUCACAGGCGCCAAGGUGGCCAAGCCGGUGCGCUACCCGCAGGACCUGGACCUGCAGGCUCUGGUGUCCGAGCAGAGGGCCGAGGCCCUGCGGUACGAACUCUACGCCGUGCUGGUGCACGCCGGCUGGGGGUGUCGCCAGGGCCACUACUUCUGCUACGUCAGGCCCUCGAGGGACCAGUGGUACCGAAUGGACGACUCCGAGGUCACCGCCUGCGAGGCUUCCUCCGCCCUGAGCCAACAGGCCUAUGUGCUCUUUUACAUCCAGAAGGGGGCCCUGGAAGAGGCCGGCGGGCCGCCCCCGAGGCUGACCAGCACAGGCGCAGGCCUGCCCCCGGGGGCCCACCGGGCGGCUGCGGGAGACCGGCCCCCUGCUGGCCCCGAGUCCCUGGAGCCUGAGCAAGAGGCGCCGACCCAGCCGGUCACCUUGGACCAGUGGCGACGGCAUCAAGAGCAGACGCGACCCAAGCCCCCCGUCCAGCUGAGGGAGGUGGACCGCGCCCUGCCCGCCAACGCAGUGGUGAUCCACGGGCCCAGACACCCGGCGGGGGCCGGAGAGGCCAGCGAUGCUGGCCGGCCGCACCCCUUCCCCUGGGCGGGCCCUGCCCAGGGGCCAGCACCCGCAGGCCGAGCCCCUGGCCCGGGAGGGAGAGCCAGCAAGGGCAAGAGGAGGAAGCCCCAGCGGGUCCUGCUCGCGUUCUAG